AUGACCUCUGUAAUCUUGGUGGACCCUCUCACCUUCGGGCCCGACCCGAAGACGAAGGACAACGCCCUUAUUCAGUCCAUGCACGUCAGCAACGCGAGGGCCGACAUGGAUCACUCGCAGGUCUGCUCGCUUGUCACCGAACUAGAGACUUUCUUCAAGGUUAACUGCGGCAUCAGCACCGUCGUCGUUCACCAAUCACGCGAGCCGAGGCCGUACCGGGGACCUCUGGAAGAGCGCGGCGAGAGCGUGUGUGUCGCGGACGGCCUUUCCAUCCACAAUGUCGUGGACGACAACGGCGUCAUUACGCGCCGCCUCAUUGUCUUUUACCCUAUGAAUCCGUAUCGCCAGGGUGAGCUGGCGCGCAAGCAGCUCGUCAACCACAUCACCAAGGCCGCUGAGGAGAGCGCGACGAUCGAGUUGAUUGAUCUUCGACCUUUUGAGGAGGAGGGCAAAUACCUGGAGGGGUCUGGUUCCCUCAUCUUUUCGCCUGGCGGCAGAUACGUGUACAUGGUGGUUUCUCCGCGUAGCCAUCCUGAGGUAUUGGAGGCACUGUGCCGGCCAGAGAACCUGAACAUUGCCCCUCAAAACUGCUUUCUUCUGCGCUGCAAGAGCAUGAUACCGCACACGAACUUGCUGGGGUGGUGCGGCACGGGUAUCUGCGCCUGGGCCAUCAGUAGCCUUCUAUUCAACGAGGAGGAGGAGGUAGCCUUCUACGAGCACCUCUCCGCCACCUACUCCUGCAUCCUCGAGCUGAGUGAGGGAGAGAUGGAGAAGUUUGCGGGGAGUGCGCUGGAGGUGCCGGUGCAGCCACGAAGUGCGAGCGCCGGCAACGCGCACUACGUCCUCGUAAUCUCAGAAACGGCCCUGGCAGCACUCGGUUCCAAGAGUCGUGAGUUACUCAUGAACUGGUACGGCAAGGAGAAUGUGCACACCUUCUACGGCGAAGUCCUCGAGCGCCGCUGCGGUACCUCGCUGCCUUCCUGCAUUGCCGCCUCCUACACGCUGGGGUCCCGGCCGCCUGUGCCAUCACAACCGUCCACGAUUGAGGUGCUGCGGCUCGGUACUGAUAAAUGA
Leishmania braziliensis MHOM/BR/75/M2904 is the source of this 1074-nucleotide messenger RNA. RefSeq lists its product as hypothetical. The coding region runs from base 1 to 1074 and encodes 357 amino acids. Lineage: Eukaryota; Euglenozoa; Kinetoplastea; Trypanosomatida; Trypanosomatidae. The transcript has a single exon. The record is from RefSeq and is a predicted model, not a curated record.